AGCUGAUUCCACGAGAAGCUGCUCCAAAAUCUUUUGUCUUAGUGACAUGUCCUGACAUGGCAGCUCACGGGUUAAAUGUGUCCCCUCCUUCUUUGCUGGCCAGACUGUGACGAGCUCAGGUGAUAGUUCAGCGUGCACACUCCCGGUGCAGACCCCGGGCAUCACACAAAUGUGGGUGGGGUCGCUUUGAUGCGCAAACCAGACAGCAAUGUACACACCACGGCACAGCCCCCCGAAGUCCAUUUAAAACUUCCUAUAAGGACAAACAGCCUGCAGGAGGAGGGAGCCAGGGAAGCGUGGGGGCUCCACUUUCAGUACUGCCAGUGAGGGAUACUCAACAGAGAAUUACAUAAAGCUAAAGGAACCCUGACUGGACAGAAUCUGAUGGUGCAGGGUGAGGGAGCGAGCACUAGCAAGUCUUCGAAGUCGUGAGUAAGACGUUCAUUGACACGUUUCUACCUGAUUCAGAGCUUCUUUUCUGUGCAUCUUCUUCCUAUCAGCCUCCUAGCACUCAUUCAUCAUGGCUUGGCCGUGCAUUACGCGUGCUUGCUGCAUCAACCGCUUUUGGACCGAGCUGGACAAAGCGGACAUCGCGGUGCCUUUGGUUUUCACCAAAUACUCGGACGUGGCCGACGUGCAUCAUCUUCCCCAUCACCCGCAGCCGAGGCUGAAGAGGGCCGGAGCCAUUGCCAUAGAAACCGAGCCUCAUCCCGGCGGCGAGCAGCAGGAGGCGGCAGGGAAGGCACCGCCCGCGACGGGUGCCGCAGCGGGGAAAGAUGGCUCUACUGCGUCCGUCAUGCGCCAAGACUACAAGGCGUGGAAAGUGCGCCCCGAACCCAGCUGCAAACCCAGGAACGAGUACCAACGCUCUGCGGCUCCGUUCAAUAAUGAAACUCAGUAUCAGAAGGAUUACAAGCCCUGGCCUAUACCUAAGAAACACGACCACCCCUGGAUCCCCAAACCCAGCCCCACUGCUACAUCCUCUGGUGUCCCUGAGCGAAGCGCAGGAAGCGGUAAGAUGGAGCAUGCCGAGGCCGAGAGCGGCGUGGAGAAGAGCGAGAUCGAGGAGAAAAUUCAAGAAAAAGUGAAAGAGGUGACGAAGAAGAGCGUGAAGAGGGAAAAGUCAGCAGAGAGACAAAGUGUGGAGAAGACGGAGGGACAAGUUUCGGCAGAAGCAACGAGCGCCGAGCAGAGGAAAGGCAGAGCAGCUGCAGACGCUUUAAACAGGCAGAUCAAAGAGGUUAUGACGACUUCUAGCAGCUACAGGACUGAGUUUAAAGCAUACAAGGAUGUGAAACCAGUAAAGCCCAUCAAAGCUCCAUCUCAGUAUAAACCCCCAGUGGAGGAGACCAGUCUGGAAACCAGCUACAGUGCCACAUACAAGGGGGAGCAGGUGAAGGCCCAGCCCGCUGACAACAAGGCGUUGGAGCGCAGGAGGAUACGCAGCCUGUACAGUGAGCCCGGCAAGGAACCCACUAAGGACUUCUCAGAGACUGAGAGCAGCUCUGUUCUAAAUCCGCUGUAGUCAGGCGGAUAAACCAGUGUCUCGCCCCAAACCAAAAAAGACCCCGACAACAACAACAGGGAAGAUGGUGAAAAAAUCAAAAGAGAAGAUGCUUGCCAGUUCCCAGUCAGCAAAGAAGAAAACAUCUCCGGCCGCCGCAGAACCCAAACCAGAGGGAGCCGUGACGAAGAAGAGCAAGGAGAUCAGCAACAGACUGGCUGAAGCGAAGCAGUAAACGUAGAUAAUGUCAACACUGUAACGUGUUUGAUCAAAAGGCUACGUGACGAAAUAGUCAAACUUCUUCCCUUUGGUUUGUUUUCUGACCUGUUGUUUUUGCUGACUGUCAUAUAAUGUUCACCUUCAAACGGGCACUGAUGUUGAGCUUUUAGAAUAAUGCAAAUAAUUUCACUGUAAACGGUGAGUGUGAGCGUGUGUGUGUGUGUGUGUGUGUGUGUUAAUGUGUGAAAGUGUGAUUUCUUGUAUUUUGAUGCACAGAACCGCUUUAUAUUAUUGAGCACAUAAUUUGCACAUUAUUUAUAUGAGUUGCGUUUGGCCUCAUAAAAAAGAGCCAUCAGUACACAUGCAGUGUGUGUAUGAAAGGGCAUUUUUACUUGUGUCUGAAUGAAUAAUUCAGAUUAAUAUUAAAAUGAUUGUAUAAAACGUUAAAGAGAUGCUUUUUUUCUCUGAGACUGUAUCACACGAGGGAUUUUGUUAAGUGCAAAAUCUGUUUGCGUUUCCUGGUUACAGUGCCUCCGCUGUAUGGUCCUGGUUUUCAUUUCAUUGUUCUGGAUGAUAUCUGGUUUCAUCAGUUUGGUUGCUAAGAAACCAAAUGAACUGUAAUAUAAUUGCUACAGCUUGCAUGCAGGACCCUGUUUUUGGUUGAGUAGCAACAUUUAGGCAGACUACAUGUCACAGUCACAUGUUAGCUUGUAAAUUGAGCCAUUUAAGAUAAAUGUAGAGGGGCGAGACCCUGUCAAUUAUAAUGCAUGUGUAGUUCUAGAUCCUGGUCACACUGAAAAGUACAUACACUGAGUAAAAUCAUAGUCUAGUGGCUGUAAAAGCUAAAAAUCAAACACACCAGCAAUAUGGUUUCACCCACAAACACAUUUCUGGCAGUCUUAAGUGAAGGUCAUCUCCUUUGAUUUUAAGGCAAAACUGCAGAUUUUACAAUGACUCAGUAUUUUGUGACGUACUCCAUCCUCUCCUCUGAGCAGUGAUGUUGUAGUUGUGCUUAUUAGCCCAGAACUUCUCGUAUUUAUUCAGUAAUUCCCACUCUGAACAGGCUGAUCUCUCCAGGUGAAGAAAGGACAAGGAAUGGCCAGGACUCAUAGUUCAGCUAUCAAAAGUGCUGCUGUAUGAAAUUGCGCAAAUCACAUGUGUUCAUUAUGAGCGUGACAUGAGAUGUUUUUACUAAAAUGUUCUCAAAAGCCUUCCCUCUCUGGAUGUUAACACAUUUGUCUCCAGUGAUGCCCUUAGCAGCCGGCGUGGCUGCAGUGUGUGAGAGCAUUACCCACCGUAAAGUCUGCUUCCAGUUUUAGCCUCUGCGUGAGUGAAUGAGAGAAUUUCUGUGUGUGACCUCUACAGCCUGCUGCCUGCUAGCAUCAAGUCUGACCCGACCACUAGACGUGCUGCUAUGCACUCAAACACUCUGGUGCUAAAUCUCUCGUUGUUUAUGCUGUCUGGUUUGGACUGCGUGUGACGUUGGGCCACGGUGAAGUGAUGAUAUGACAAUGUCAUACCACUGUAGACAUGUUGUGAUAUUGUGCUUGUAUUCUCAGCUUGCUCUGAAUGAACUCUGAAUAAAAUGAUGAUAAAGAAUA
Molecule: messenger RNA, 3324 nt
Organism: Notolabrus celidotus (New Zealand spotty)
Lineage: Eukaryota; Metazoa; Chordata; Actinopteri; Labriformes; Labridae
Gene: map6b
Product: microtubule-associated protein 6b
Exons: 4
Coding region: 521-1525 (334 amino acids)
Biological process (GO): microtubule cytoskeleton organization; regulation of microtubule cytoskeleton organization; cytoskeleton-dependent intracellular transport
Cellular component (GO): Golgi-associated vesicle; cis-Golgi network; microtubule
Molecular function (GO): calmodulin binding; microtubule binding
Source: RefSeq, a predicted model, not a curated record